AUGCCUCAUUUUAUUUCCACUCCUCCGCCUGGCCCCAGUGCUAACCCAUAUGCUCAGAUGCCUUCUCAGACACCCACUCCUCAGCCAGGGCAGGUGCACACUGGAAUUCCUAGUCUACCGCAUGGCCGAUAUAUCUCUUUUUUGGGAAUCUAUCAAAAUAUUGCUAACCCAUAUGCUCAGAUGCCUUCUCAGACACCCACUCCUCAGCCAGGGCAGGUGCACACUGGAAUUCCUAGUUUACCUCCAAAUAUCCUCGCAUUAUUACAACAGUCGCAGGGUCAGCAUGGUCAAGGCAGUGCCCCCCAACAAAUGCAAUCACAAUAUGGAAUGCCUCCUCUGCCACCUCAAUCAAUGAUGUCCCCACCUAUGAAGCCCGACAACUUUGUCCCACCAACUGCUAACAAAGAUAGGAAGACGCCAGAAUCGGCACCUGCUGCUCUAUCCAUCCAUCCGCAACCAACUUCGAAGGCUAUCAAACCUGCUCAGUUCCAUUCUACCUUUGGACAUGUCUCGCGAUGUGAUUCGGCCGUCACCGUAAUCGACUCGCUAAGUUCGCGGUCCAGUGCUUUCUCAUCUACUAUAACACCAGACACCUCUGCCUCAUCCAUACCAUCACGAGAUCAUAUCCCUUCCACAGGCAUGCGCGUUCAUGGCAAAGAUAUUUCUCCUCCCAUCACAGUCCUCCACUCCAAUGACCUCAAUUCCGCGUUGGAAUGCUUAUCCCUCUCCAACUGUUUUGGGGGUGGGGGGGUUCUCAGUCGGUUGUGGGCCAAGCACGAGCAGGAGGGCGGUGAAGUCUGGGGUGUCGAUAUAGAGGUGAAGUUCACUAGUUCUGCUACCAACUUCAAGAUUCUCGACCCACUAGCCGCAAAACAGUGGGCCAUCAAGCUCGCAACAGAAGCCGCUGUAUCGGUACUCAGCGUCGACAGCAUCAUCAUGAGCAAACCCGCAGGAAGAAACCCGACACACACCUACUCCAUCCUUCGAUACCUUUCGCCGACUCGCACCCUAAGAAACCGCUUGCACGCAGCAUCAUCCAAGCUCCUCUUCUCGUUCGUGGUAUUAGCAAAAGACCAGACACAGUUUACUCACCUAUUGGUCGAUCCUGAUCUCUUUCGUUGCUUGGUGUCCCUGAACAUCUACACAUAG
Messenger RNA from Suillus fuscotomentosus, 1149 nucleotides. RefSeq lists its product as uncharacterized. NCBI's taxonomy places the organism in Eukaryota, Fungi, Basidiomycota, Agaricomycetes, Boletales, Suillaceae. Gene Ontology annotation, molecular function: ATP binding. The record is from RefSeq and is a predicted model, not a curated record. The transcript has 5 exons. The coding region runs from base 1 to 1149 and encodes 382 amino acids.